UGGGGAUGUAGCCGAUGGCGUCUUCAACCGCGAGCAGCGAAGACAGAACCGUUACGGUGCUCUGCUGCUGGUUGUUGACCGCAUGGGUGAUGAGUGCGCGUGUGGCGUCGUCCAUUGCGUUGCGGCACCGUAGCUUCGGCUUGUUUUGGCCGGGGAUUUCGGAUGGGAGCGUGCGGUUUGUGAAAUUCGUUACAAGGGGCGCGUUUGAUCGGCGGUAGUCUAGCACACAGCGACGAGGGCGGGCAACGCGGACGUCCUUCGACAGGCUCAGGAUGAACGGGUUGGGGGUACCGGGAGCGGGUUUGAGGGUACGG
Molecule: messenger RNA, 314 nt
Organism: Geodia barretti
Lineage: Eukaryota; Metazoa; Porifera; Demospongiae; Tetractinellida; Geodiidae
Source: the annotation of a GenBank genome assembly